GUUCUGCUACAGCGGAGGGUUUGCGCUGAACGCCGCCGCUGGCGGAGCGUUGCGAGUCGUGGGCGUCGACUCGUCCCAGCCGGCGCUGGAAGAAGCCCAGGUUAACGCCGCUCGCAACGGACUCGAAGGACUGACGGAGUUUGUCAAGGACGACGCUCUCAACUUCAUGAAGGCCGCGAAAACCAACGGGGACGAGUAUGACUUGGUAAUCGUGGACCCUCCUAAGCUCGCGCCGAACAAGAAGGCGCUGCCGCGCGCGACCUCCCGCUACAAACGGAUCAACGCGGCCGCCCUUGAGCUGGUCGCGCCAGGCGGGAUCCUGCUGACAUUUACGUGCUCAGCAGCCAUGACGCAAGGAGGGGGGUUCGUCGGGGUCGUGCAGAGCGCGGCGGCGGCCGCAGGCAGGACGAUCACCCUCCUCAAGACGGUCGGCCCAGCCGCGGAUCACGUCACCAACCCCUGCUAUCCGGAAGGCGCGUAUCUCACCGGCGCGUUUUUCUACGUUGUCUGA
Ectocarpus siliculosus is the source of this 511-nucleotide messenger RNA. The record is from the annotation of a GenBank genome assembly. Lineage: Eukaryota; Phaeophyceae; Ectocarpales; Ectocarpaceae.